AUGUCAAAUUUGAAUACAGAUCACAAUGCCACUACCACAAUGAUGGCUACAAAAAAAGUACGUAACAGUAUUUUGAAUAAAUCUUUUAAAAUAAAUGCGGUGUCGGUGCCAGUGUUGAUGCCACCAAAAGGGGCUAAUCGUGUGCCAAAAUGUGCGCGUUGCCGCAAUCAUGGCAUUAUCUCUGAAUUGCGUGGUCACAAAAAACUUUGCACCUACAAGAAUUGCAAAUGUGUGAAGUGUGUGCUAAUCUUCGAACGGCAGCGUAUUAUGGCGGCACAGGUUGCUCUCAAGCGUCAACAGGCGGUGGAAAAUGCCAUUGCACUGCGGUUGAUGUCCACAAAGACGGGCACACAAAUCGAUACGUUGCCUGAAGGACAAAUCUUUGGAUUAUCCACGGGUUCUUUAGAAGGUGGUGCAGACGUGGGGUACGCAAAGGAAAGGCAUGAACACGAGCAUGAGCAAGAGCACCACCAAAAGCAACAAAAUCAAAUCCAACAUAUAGCUGAGGAUCUCAGUCCGUCCAGCUAUGUUGGUAGUUUGAGUCAUGAAGCAAAAAAUACCUCAAAAAUCUCACCUACCACUUCAUUGCCACCUGUAAUCUCUCAAAACGCUAUAGACAUGUUGGCACAACUUUUUCCGCACCGCAAACGCUCUGUGCUGGAGUUGAUACUGAAACGUUGUGACUUGGAUUUGGUGCGUGCCAUUGAGACUGUCGCACCUGCGAUGAGCAGCGCAUUAACCGAAGCGCCCACAGCAACAACAACAGCUGUAGUUAGUCAUGAAUCAUUAGUUGCGACAUCAGUACCUAUUCGAAGUGCCUUCAAACCGGUCACUGCUGAACAGUACGCCCACAAAUCAGGACUCGCUGCCAGCAGUGGCGGCGCAUCUAUUGGAACUCCCGCUGUCUGCGCUUAUCCCAAAUGGUUUGUGCCGCUCUCUUUUCCUGUCACCAUGGGUCAUCUAUCGAAUAUAGCACCGCGUUGUACCCUCCCCAAUUGCACCUGCAUGGAUACGUAUCAAUUCAAUUGAAGUUACAAACAAAAAACAGCUAAUAAUAAA
Molecule: messenger RNA, 1059 nt
Organism: Anastrepha obliqua
Lineage: Eukaryota; Metazoa; Arthropoda; Insecta; Diptera; Tephritidae
Gene: dmrt93B
Product: doublesex- and mab-3-related transcription factor A2
Exons: 4
Coding region: 1-1029 (342 amino acids)
Biological process (GO): regulation of transcription by RNA polymerase II; sex differentiation
Cellular component (GO): nucleus
Molecular function (GO): RNA polymerase II cis-regulatory region sequence-specific DNA binding; protein binding; DNA-binding transcription factor activity, RNA polymerase II-specific
Source: RefSeq, a predicted model, not a curated record